UCAACAAUGAAUGAAUUAGACCAUGGAGGUGAAGUAAUGGGGUCAAUUGACUCUUAUGGAACUUUUGAGCAUGAAGAAGAGAUCCUGCUUAUGAACCACGGAGACGACUCUACUACAGAAUUAGUGAAAAGACUUAAUAAGUCUCAAAGAGUCACUAGGCUGCCUGAUAAACAUACAGUAGCCGAAUUACUAGAGAUGGCAGGGGGAUUUGGCAAAGCACAGUGGUAUAGCUUCUUUGCUGUCUUACUAUGUAACCUAGCUAUUUCCUUUUAUUCAUAUAAUUUGCCAUAUCUUGAGUUAAAGCCACAACUUUCAUGAGAUAUUGAGAAUAAAUUUGGUGUAUGCUCUAUUGAAGAUGUGUGACAAGACCCAGGAUUCAAUAAGUGGCAAGUUGAUUAUUCAGACAAAAUGACUAUCAACAACUGGAUGUUGGAUAGAGAUGACUUCUGUAUCGGACACUUCAAAACUGGACUCAUUGGAAGCUCGAUGAUGGUUGGUGUACUUCUAUCAACAGUGAUUUCACAGAUGUCUGAUUUUAUUGGAAGAAAGAGGUUCAUUCAAGUCUGCUCCCUCUGUAGUAUUCUGGUAGUUAACCUAUUGUUCUUUGCAAAAGAUAUUGACGUAAGGAUCAUCCUCUGUUUAUGAAUUGGGAUGCUAAAUAGCAUAUACUAUUGCUCUUACAGUUAUCUUCUUGAAAUCACACCAAAGAAAAACACUUCUCUGAUGAGCCAUUUAUUUAUGGUGUCUGAAGGGUUUGUUCCUACCUUCUCUUGUUCAAUGUUUUUCUUGUUAGGGAACAAAAACUGGGAACAUUUGUUCUUUUUCACCUUAAUCCUAGCACCUUUAGGAUUAUCUUUAUCGUUUUUCUUGCCAAAAUCUCCUCAAUAUCUAUUUGAUAACAAUGAAGAGGAGAGUGCAAAGGCUGAGCUUGAGAGUAUCUCCAAAAUGAAUGGCUGCGAACUUCCUGAGAACUAUAAAAUUGUCAAUGAAGAGGAAGGGUCUGACUCUCAUUCCAUUUCUGAAGGCAAGUGUAUGUAUUUUGCCUCUUUCCAAAAUUUCUUAAAGCUUGCUAUAUUCUCUGUGAUUCUGACCUACUUAUGCUUUAACGGAGUUUUGUUUGACUAUUAUGUUAAAUAUAUAGAAAUUGAUAUGUUCCUUAUCAAUUUACUGAAGUCUCUAGGCGGAGCUGUGUCAAUUGUGUUAAGUUAUACUUUCCUAAGGUUCUUCGCGUUCAAAAAGGUUGCUAUUACUAUCUUAAUCUUAUUGGCACUGCUUGCACUUCCCUUGCUAGGAAGUAUAGAAUCUAAUGGAAAGGCUUUGAUUGUGAUCAGUCUUGUAGGAAUUUCUUCCUGAAUGACUUCUUUGUUCGUGCUCAUGUAUUAUUUUGUCAGUGAAUCUUUUCCGCAUGCAAUGGUCCCACUUGUUCUCUGUUUAGCCCAUAUUGUGAGUAAUGUAUUGAUGAUUAUGUCACCAGAAGUCGCUGAAGUCAAAGGCAGACUCCCAAUUUUCAUCUUCUUGGGAGCUACUUUGUUCUCUUUGGUAUCAAUAGUGUUGUAUAAGAAACCAGAGAAAGAAGAAUACUUAACCAAAGAUUAAUUCCUGAUAAAUAUUGAUUUCAA
Messenger RNA from Moneuplotes crassus, 1619 nucleotides. NCBI's taxonomy places the organism in Eukaryota, Ciliophora, Spirotrichea, Euplotida, Euplotidae. The record is from the annotation of a GenBank genome assembly.